This is a messenger RNA of Zingiber officinale, 949 nucleotides long. RefSeq lists its product as uncharacterized. The record is from RefSeq and is a predicted model, not a curated record. Bases 98 to 805 code for a protein of 235 amino acids. The transcript is spliced from 3 exons. NCBI's taxonomy places the organism in Eukaryota, Viridiplantae, Streptophyta, Magnoliopsida, Zingiberales, Zingiberaceae.
UGCCAGGAACCCUAUCCCUGCCAUUGAAACGGGAACGACGACGCAAGCAUCGAGCGAGAGAAGAAGAUAUACCAAAUACCAGCAAGUCAACAAGGCGAUGUCGUCUCUUCUCCGCCUUCAUCCGCCGCCUUCUUUGUCAUCCAUGGAGGCUUCGAAUCUAAAUUCCUUCUCCUCCUUUCAAAGACGAUCCACGCCCCAAUGGUCGAUGCCGUUCCAAUCAUUACCAGCGACAUCGCUAAAACUUUUCAGAUACGGUGGAGGGAGUGACCUCGUGCCUCUCGCAUCGAGUGCAACAACUUCUGGGGGGUCUGAUGACUCAAUUCUAAAUUUAAGAAUUGAUGAUAUCCUUAAAAUGUUCGAUGGAUUUCCUGAACCAGUUAAGAACUUUCCGUGGAUGAGAGUGGUCCGGAUUUUCCAAAGCAUCAUCUUUGAGCUUGUAUUGGCCGUGCUGAGGUACCUCAGCGUCCCACUUUUAGCUAUCACGUCUCUCAGCGAGAUGUCCUACUGCGCCCAUGAGAGAAAGAUGGGUGUGAUCCCUAUUCCGUUCGCAUUCGGUUUUACCCUUGCCAAGGUACUUAAGGGCGUUGCAGAAGACUUUUCAUCAGACCUUAAGGAAGGCGAGACUCCCUGGCAUCUGUUUCUGAUUGCUAGCUUUUUCACAUUGCUCAAGUUGCCUGGUCCUUACUAUCCAUAUCUCGGUCGAUUAUUGAUUCCUCACUUUGCCAAUGGUGGCCUUUGCAUGUCUUUUUGGCUAAUAUUUAUGUGGUAUAGAAGACCUCAUGCAAAAUCUGAAGCUUCUUUGUAGUUUUGUUGUCUUAUCUAUCUUACUUUCUCUUCUUCAUGAUGAAUUCUAUGUAUGCAGAAUUGGUGUAUACCUUUCUCAAAAAUUAUUCUAUUAUUUAGAUAAGAAUGUUGUUCCAAAUGUCUGGAAAAUAUUUAAUUCCAACCA